Striga hermonthica is the source of this 2571-nucleotide messenger RNA. Lineage: Eukaryota; Viridiplantae; Streptophyta; Magnoliopsida; Lamiales; Orobanchaceae. The record is from the annotation of a GenBank genome assembly.
AUGAGGGGCUUGGAUUCAAACGGCAAUCUCGAGCUCAAUGCGGCCUUACAAAACGACCUCGAUUCGCUGCUACUCUUACAGCAGCACAAUAACCGCGCUCCGGGCCUUGAACGCGAAUGCGAUUUGGACAUAAACAGGAGCGGGAGCGCACCCCCGACUGUCGAGGGUGCGUUGGGGGCUGCCGGCAGCCUUUUCAACCAUCCCGAUUUCGCGAAAACCUAUGAAACCGGGAAGAACAUCAGCGCCACCAUGAGUUUGCUGUCUGAAAACGAAAUCCGGUCCCACCCUGCCUACUUGGAAUACUAUUACUCCAACGAGAAUCUCAACCCUCGGCUCCCACCGCCCACUCUGUCGAAGGAGGAUUGGAGAGUGGCACAGAGGAUUAGGGCCGCAUUUGGUUUGGGCAUGAAUGUGAACGAUAGUAGUAAUAGUAGUGGUGUUGGUGUGGGCACGUCUCUGUUUACGAUGCAACCGGGUUUGUCUGUGAAAAAGAGCGAGGAUGACUUGAUGGAGCUGAGAAAGACGGCUUUGAGGAACCUGUCGAGGAAAAAUUCGGUGGACUCGUUUGAGAAGGGCGGGAGUUUGAGUCCUGGAAUGGGAGCUAGAAGGAAGAGCUUUGCUGAUAUACUUCAGGAAGGUCGUGGCCAACCUCUGAAAUCAAACCUUUCACGUGCUGCUAGUCAGAGCUCAGUUGCUGAUGCUGCAGAUUCAACGGGAAUGGCAAAAUCGGAAUCUUACGAAUCUCUGGCUAGUGCCUCAUCCAAUCCAAGUGGUUUAUCAUCUCGAGCAAAUUCAAGGGCCGAAUUGCUUCCUGCUGAUGGCUUGAGUUCCUCGCCCAGCAUUUUUGAGAUAGCCGAUAUUGCUGCUUCACUUUCCGCAUUAAAUGCUUCAAGAGGUCAACUUCACACAGAAAAUAUCCCUUUAUCUGCUCUUCAGAUGAACAUCUUGAACGACAUAAACUAUGCCAAUUUAAGGACAAACGAAUAUCCAAGGAGGGCAUCUUCAACAAGUAGUCUUCUCCAAUGCCAACAUAAUCCUUCUGAUUUUGCGGGUCGGUAUUUUUCUUGGUAUUCCUGUUCACGUCUGGGUGGUGCUAAUGGACCGGGAGUGAUUUCGAGAACCACUGCCCCCCCGCCAGGAUUUCAUUAUCCUGUUGUGGGUCCCCACCAAAUCCAAUAUUUGCCCAAAGCAAAUUUUCCUCAUAGCCAUGAUGACUUGCGGGCUUUGGAGAAAGCUUAUCUCGAUGCAUUGCUUAUGCAGAGGAGGCAGCAAUAUGAAGCACUCCUUUUACAGACAGCUGCCAGUAUUGGUACUGCUCAAUACCCCACGAAUGCUGCAUUUAGUCCAUCAGCUGCUCCAUUUCAAGAGAAUCUUGGGCUAAAUGCUCAGAGUCCGAUAGUCGGUCCGAGAGGUCCGGCACCUCAGAAGGAGAAAAAUGCUCAAAUGCACUCGAAUUUGAGAAAUGUAAAGGGAGAAUCGAGUGGAAGCAGUACGAAAGGAAGAUUCGAGUCCCUUUUGGAAGUGCUCAAGAACAAUAAGAGCAAAUCUUUGGAACUCCCGGACAUUGUUGAUCAUGUUGUUGAGUUAAGCAUGGAUCAAUAUGGAAGCCGCUUCAUUCAGCAGAAGUUGGAGAGUGCUACUGUUGAAGAAAAGACGAAGAUACUGGCGGAGAUUAUCCCUAGUGCUCGUAGCUUAAUGAUUGACGUCUUUGGAAAUUAUGUCAUUCAAAAGGCAAGUUUCUAUUAUUUCCAUAAAGAACAAUUGUUGUUAGCAGGGCAUCUGAUUGGUCAUGUUUUGCCUCUCACUUUACAAAUGUAUGGCUGCAGGGUUAUACAAAAGGCCUUGGAAGUAGUUGAUAUUGAGAUGCAGACUAAGAUGGUAGCAGAGCUUGAUGGGUCUGUGAUGAAAUGUGUUCAUGAUCAAAAUGGUAAUCAUGUCAUCCAAAAAUGCAUCGAGUGUGUUCCUCAAGAUCGCAUUCAGUUUAUAACAACUCCAUUCUUUGGACAAGUCGUGACUUUGUCCACACAUACUUAUGGAUGUCGUGUAAUUCAGCGCAUUCUUGAGCACUGUGAUGAUCCAAAAACCCAAGAAACGAUUAUGGGUGAAAUAAUGAGCUCUGUCUGUAAGCUUGCUCAAGAUCAAUAUGGAAAUUACGUCAUUCAGCAUGUUGUGCAGCACGGAAAACCACACGAGCGCUCAGCAAUCAUUGGCAAACUCGCUGGUCAGAUCGUGAAGAUGAGUCAGCAGAAAUUCGCAUCUAAUGUUAUUGAGAAGUGUUUGACUUUCGGAGGUCCCGAAGAGCGCCAAGUUUUGGUGAACGAGAUGCUUGGCUCGACUGACGAAAAUGAACCACUACAGGCUAUGAUGAAAGAUCCUUUUGGAAACUACGUCGUGCAGAAGGUAAUCGAGACGUGUGAUGACAAGAGCCGGGAGUUAAUUCUCUCGCGCAUUAAGGUUCACUUGAGUGCACUCAAGAAGUACACUUACGGCAAACACAUUGUAUCCCGUGUGGAAAAACUCAUCGCUACCGGAGAAAGGCAUAUUGGGCAAUCUCCCUCCAAAUCCCCUUGA